Molecule: messenger RNA, 603 nt
Organism: Chrysemys picta bellii (western painted turtle)
Lineage: Eukaryota; Metazoa; Chordata; Testudines; Emydidae
Source: RefSeq, a predicted model, not a curated record
GGCCUAGCCCCCCAACCCCCGUCCCCCCAGGUGUGGGUCUACGCCCGGCUCUACCGCACGGUGCCCCGGUUCCGACGCCCCGAACUGCUGGAGGCCGCCCGGGCCGGUGGGGAGUUCCUGCUGCGCUGCGCCCGUGUGGGGCCGGGGUCCCCCAAAGCCGCCUUCGCGCUGAGCCGGGACGGGCGCCCCACCAAAGUCCAGCGCAGCAUCUUCAGCGAGUGCUUCUGCGCCCUGGGGCUGGACGAGCUGGGGCGCGCCACGGGGGAGCCCCGCUACCAGCGGGAGGCGCGGGUGCUGCUGGAGGCUGUCGUGCGCUGGGUGCAGGACGACCCGACGGAGCUGGGACGCCCCCUGCUGGCCGGCGCGACGCCCCACGAGCCGCUGGCCGUGCCCAUGAUGCUGCUGUGUCUGGCUGAACAGCUGGGGGACGGCGCCGGGGGGCCCCUGGCCGAGCUGGAGGGGUGGUGCGCCCAGCACCUCCUCCGCCACCUGCAGGUAUGGGGGGGGCUGAGCCCCCCGACUUUCCCCAAGCCCCCCACACACCACCAAACCCCAGCACCUCCUUCGCCACCCCCACACACCCCCAAACCCUGGCACCUGCAG